CGCUCGAAAGUUUCUUAGUCUGUUGCAGCAGCCAGGAUAAAUCUUCGCCCGCAAACUUUUUUGCUCGAUCGUCUUCAGCAUUCCGUAUAAAUGAAAAUGAAUGUAAAUAGGCAGACAGCUAUGAUUUUGAUCAUACGAAUGGCUUCUGUGGUGUACACGCUAGCAGAAAUUGAGCCUAACCGAAGAAAUCGCAUACAGUUGACGCCAGAGGUCGUCCUGAAAGGCGAGCCAUUUCACUGCGAAAAUGAUCCCGCCACAUUUGGGUAUAUCUAUUACGGCAUCCGCUACGGUACAGCUAAGAGGUUUCAGCACGCCCAGGAAAAUAAUGAUUUUGUAUACUUAUCCGACCCGAAACACCCAAAGCAGGGCUUUCCGUGUCCGCAACAAAAAUUCUCGAUGCCUGGAUUCCCUAGACGCAAUUUGACUGUGAGCGAAGAUUGCCUCUACUUGGACGUCUAUGUGCCACCGGUUAGCCAGACUUCAAACGACGGCCACCUGCCUGUUUUAUUUUUCAUCUAUGGUGGAGGCUUUCAAAUUGGCCACAAAAAUAUGUACAAUGCCACGGAAUUAUCCGGAGCCGUAAAUGCCGUGGUCGUCAUUAUAAACUACCGCGUGUCGGCAUAUGGAUUUUUAAGCACAGGAGACGAAACCAUUAAAGGCAACUACGGCAUCGGAGAUAUCAAAUUUGCCUUAAAAUGGGUGCAAAAGCACAUCGAAAAGUUUGGCGGAGACCCGCACGCCAUUACUAUUAUGGGGCAGAGUGCAGGUGGCGCCCUCACAUCAGCCAUGUUUUUGGAUAAAAACGUUCGAGAGAGUGUUCGGGCCGGAAUAGCAAUGAGUGGGAGUAUGUUUUCGUCAUGGUCGAUCAAUCGAACGCCAAAACGCCUUACUGACGAAAUAUCCGUAUUACUUGGAUGCCCAAACGCUACGCAGGAACAGCUCGUUCAAUGUCUCACAAGUGCUACACUGGAGCAGAUGCAGCGGGCCAUCAAGCGAAUCGAGAGAAACUUUACGCCGUGGAGUAUGUUCGCUCCUGUAAUUGAUGGGGUGCACCUGACGGAGUCUCCAGCAGUUAUGAUCAGCAAGCAACAGCCUAGUGAGUCAAAACGGGACAGCAUCUUUGUUACCGGAUAUCUGCGUGAGGAUUCGUCAAUGACUAUAAUGGUGACGCACUUUAAAACCAUUGGAAAACCAUUUCUGCCCAAUUCCACCUUUGAUUUCCAAACGGCUGAGGAGAUUGUGAGAUAUUACGCUGAAUUAAUCCAUCCCUGCAAUCUUACGAAAACAGUGGAACAAAUCUUGCAAUACUACAAAAUCUGUGAAUCGGAUGAAAACCGCAACACUAUGCGAAAAACUUUUCAUAUGGUUACUGACAUUAUGUUCGCCUAUUCGGCAAUUCAAGAAGCUCGUGCAUACGCCAACCGAUCGUUUUCUUCGCAAGUGCCCAAUCACCUGUACCGUAUAUCGUACAAUCCAAAAUUUAAAGGUUUAGGGAGUUUUCAUGGACUAGAUUUGGUAAUGAUGUUCGCUGGACCGAUGAAAGCCCUUAUCAACAACCGCACGGUGGACGCUCGCGUUGUCUGUAAUUUUCGCAACAUGUUGCACCAAAUUGCUCAUACUGGCCGUGUUGACGGUCCGAAUGCCAAUGCAGGGUACAUGGAAUUCGGAUCAUCAGGAAGAUGGGAAGCCGGCCGUGAGGACUUCAGUGAACUGACUCGGUUUUGGACCGAACAAUUCGGAAAUGCCCAGCGGUGUGCUGCAUCGCCGUCCGUAUCUUCGUUGAACAACUGGGAACAUGACCCCUAUUUAACAAACUCAGAACACGAGAAUUAGAUAUACAGAUAAAAAAAAUGAACCAUUGAAAAACAUAAAACGU
Paramacrobiotus metropolitanus is the source of this 1876-nucleotide messenger RNA. RefSeq names its product liver carboxylesterase 1-like. The transcript has 11 exons. The coding region runs from base 91 to 1833 and encodes 580 amino acids. Lineage: Eukaryota; Metazoa; Tardigrada; Eutardigrada; Parachela; Macrobiotidae. The record is from RefSeq and is a predicted model, not a curated record.